AUGAACCAAACGCUUUACAAUCUACCUCAAGAUAUCCUCCUUCUAGUCCUUCAGUACCUCGAAGCUCCCGAUGUUCGAUGCCUACAGCUUACAUCUCACGCAUGCCAAAACACCUUCACUGAUCCCAUCUACCUACGUACCAUCCUACGUUUCUACACUUGCACCCGUGAAGUUCGCGCUUUGUCUACCACCCUCCCCAACGAUGAAUCGAAUCUAUACCAGGCGUUCAAGACUAUAGCAGCCAGAUACUACCAUUUAGGCCGAGGCAAAGCAAGGAGGUUGCAAAGGCUCGACCUGCGGGCACUCGACCAGUCAGGACAUUGGUUCCCAGCACCGCAAUGGGAUUACCAUGAAUCGCAGCCAGGUGGACGGCUGUAUCACGAGACUGCCGGAUCACAUCUGCGAGGAAUGGGAUGGAAGCCGUACUUGUUCCGCCCGACGUUGUGGUCGUAUAGUGAUGGGCUUCUUGUCUACGCUCCUAGUCUGGUCUCUGACAGUACGGUGCAUACUGCAGAUGAUGAAUCGAACAAACAAGCGGUGAACGAGCAAUCUGGCGCGGCUGAUAGUUGUCUGAUAGUGCUCGAUUUAGAGUCAGGUUCGGUAGGAAAAGUACCGUUCGACAUAACAGGCAAGAUCAUUCGGAAUCUUAGACUUCGAGAAAACACACUGAUAGUUGAAUGGGCUGAGAAAGAGCCAUGGCAUGACUUGAACAUGGUUGAUAAAGUACAUAGACAUUUCGCGAGCUGUUACGACGUGACUCUUGCUCAACCCUCAACCACAACAAGUGCAGCCGCGCAGGUGAGUGUCAAAUUCCGCUCUGAAUGGCGUGUUCAUUUCCUUGGCCUUCCCCUUACCUCUCGAGACUACUUCUUCAGCACUCACACGGCUAAACACUACGCGCUCUACUACUGGCAGCCCAAUCGCAGUCUGUGGACCGGUGACGAAGACCAACCGAUCGAAGCUUUAUUUGUCUGGGACAUCUCGAGCUCGUCUGAUUAUCGACCAAGCGAUGACCCGACCAACAUCCACGCAAGAAGAACCAACGAAAAAGGUCACCUGUCUGGUCCGAGCAUGAGGGAGCUCGAGUGGCUCGGCAUACGCCAGCACGCAAGUAUCAGUUUGACAAGGAUUGAAAUUGACAGUGCGAAUGAAGUUCUGAUGUGGCGAGAGAACCGCUUCGCCAAUCAGUAUGGCUAUUUCGACCCUGCGGAGCGCUGCUGGGAGAGUACGAGCACUUCGUUCAAGUUGGUGGGAGCUGGUGCUGUCUUACGUCGGACAGCCGAUGUUGAGCUGGUGAGCUACAGGGGGCAUUGUAGUAUGGAUAGCACGGAGGUGACUGGUGGGAUUGAGGGUUGGUUUUUGCCAGUUUGUGAGGUCGGAGACGAUCAAAGUCAGGUUAAGUUCGGCUUGAUAGAAACUUGCUUUACCGGAUUGGUGGUUGAGAAUAGACUCCUGGCUAGAUUGAGGCUGGAAGAGGAUGGAGAGUGGAUGAAUCUUCAAGAUGAUAUUGUCAAGGAAGUGGGCUGUAUGGGACGGAUCGCCGGUGAUGAGAGAUGGCUGAUUGGUCAGAAUAACAAAUUGCAGCUUGUUGUUGCCAGGUUUCAAUAA
Lithohypha guttulata is the source of this 1608-nucleotide messenger RNA. RefSeq lists its product as uncharacterized. Gene Ontology annotation, molecular function: protein binding. Lineage: Eukaryota; Fungi; Ascomycota; Eurotiomycetes; Chaetothyriales; Trichomeriaceae. The coding region runs from base 1 to 1608 and encodes 535 amino acids. The transcript is spliced from 2 exons. The record is from RefSeq and is a predicted model, not a curated record.